Rotaria socialis is the source of this 333-nucleotide messenger RNA. The record is from the annotation of a GenBank genome assembly. Lineage: Eukaryota; Metazoa; Rotifera; Eurotatoria; Philodinida; Philodinidae.
AUGAAAUUAUGUCUUAGUGAUACUGCUAUUAAUUAUAUUCUACAAAACGAAUUAACAUCAACGAUUUUCUUCGACAUUUUGGGUGCCUUAUUAUCUGUCGUAAACGACCAAGAAAAUGGUGAUAAUAAUCUCCAUUUAAACAUUUUAUCAAUCAUGGCUAUUGCGAAUAUCUUAUGGAGUGUUUCAUUUCAUCAUCGAUAUAAAAUUGAUCGGAUCGAAAUGUUUGAAAUGCUAAACAGACUUGAAGCAUUGCGUUUAACCAGUAUAAUCGAUAAGGUAGCACCGAACAUUUUUAUACGUCGACAUAUGUCUUCAUUAAAAAAGAGUGAUUGA